AUUCCAUGUAUGAAAUUAAUGGCUCUUGAACUUUGUCUACUCACCUUCCCACUCAUCCUCCCUUCCCCGAAAUUGCUUGGGAAAAAAAAAAAUCAAAUUGGCAGAUUUUUGGAUCAAGUGAUCUCUUUUCUUGGUCCCUUCCAAAUUUUAACUACGCAAGCUUGGAAUAAAUCUCAAUACAAUACAGCUAAGUUUCAAUUAACAUUCAAUUAAGCAAGAAACCAAUAUUCUCCACAAUGAACACUCCAACUGUUCAAACCAUCUCAGAGUGCUUUAUCAAACCACCAUAUUCAGUGGAAGAGGUAAAGCCUCCAAUCCACUUGGCCGCAUGGGACUUAGCCAUGCUCUCAGUGCAUUACAUCCAAAAGGGUCUUCUGUUCAUUAAGCCCCAAACAACAACAAAUGACCAAGAAAACCCAGUCGAAUCCCUCCUAAAUAGGCUCAAGGAUUCCCUCUCUCUCACCCUUGUUCACUUCUACCCGCUAGCCGGUCAACUCGCAACCCUAAAACAAGAAAACCCUCCUUCUUACUCUGUGUACAUCGAUUGCAACAAUAGUCCCGGAGCAAAAUUUAUCUAUGCAAGUGCGGAUUUAACCAUCGCCGACAUUCUUUCGCCUGUUGAUGUUCCUGUAGUUGUCCAAUCCUUCUUUGAUCACGACAGGGCGAUUAAUCACGAUGGGCAUUCGAUGUCGUUGCUGUCAAUUCAAGUCACGGAGUUAAAGGAUGGGAUAUUCAUCGGUUGUUCAGCCAACCACGCGGUUAUUGAUGGAACAUCUUAUUGGCAUUUCCUGGAAAUUUUGUCGCACACCUUCUGUGCAGAGGAAAAGAAUCCUGGAAUUCCUCGACCUCCAAUUCUUAAACGUUGGUUUCCUAACGGGCACGGUCCUAUGCACAGCCUCCCUUUCUCUCACCACGAUCAGUUUCUUAGUAGAUUUGAAGCGCCCCCGCUUAGAGAGAGAAUAUUUCACUUCUCGUCGGAAUCCAUAGCCAAACUGAAAGGAAAGGCCAAUUCUGAAAGCAAAUCAAGCAAGAUCUCCUCGUUCCAAUCGGUAUCCGCGCUGGUCUGGAGGUGCGUGAUCCGGGCCCGUUGUCUUCCGCGUGACCCGGAAACAACUUGCAUCAUCACUGCAAAUAACCGAAGCCGAAUGGACCCGCCAUUGCCGAACGAGUAUUUUGGGAAUUCGGUGCUCAGAUUGAUGGGAAAAGCCUCCGUCGGAGACCUGCUCGAUCACGGGUUAGGGUGGGCGGCGUCGCAGUUGCACGAGGCCGUGGAGGGCCACUCCGAUGCAGCGGUGCGGGAGUGGGUGGAGAAGUGGAUGGAGGAUCCAGUCAUCUACACACGUGAGCCAGGACUAUAUAACCCGUAUGGUUUAUUGAUGGGGAGCUUGCUGCGGUUUGGGAUAUAUGCGAAUGAAUUUGGGAUGGGAAAAGCGGUGGCGAUUCGGAGUGGGUAUGCGAAUAAGUUCGACGGGAAAGUGAUGCUGUACCCGGGGUAUGAAGGCGGCGGAAGCAUGGAUUUGGAGGUUAACCUCCCGCCGGAAACAAUGGCGGCGCUUGAAUCUGACGAGGAGUUCAUGGAUUGCCUUAACUCUAAGUGCUGAAGGACACAUUAUGAAGAGGAUAGCUACCAACACAACUUUAAAACCGUGCAUGAAAUUAUUCAAUGCACAUAAAUUCACAUGCAUCGAAUAGUUCGGACAUGAAGUUGUGCUUGUAAACUUUUUAUUAUCAACGUUUGUUCAUCUUUAUGGUAUAGGAGGACAAAUUUACCCCCAAUGGUCCUAUUAUGCUC
Rhododendron vialii is the source of this 1792-nucleotide messenger RNA. RefSeq lists its product as uncharacterized. Lineage: Eukaryota; Viridiplantae; Streptophyta; Magnoliopsida; Ericales; Ericaceae. The record is from RefSeq and is a predicted model, not a curated record. The transcript has a single exon. Bases 237 to 1601 code for a protein of 454 amino acids.